AUGCUGCUGCACGCGCGCCUAUACUGGGAGACGGUGCGUGGCGUGUACCGCUACUCUGCGGUGGAGUACAGAGAAGUGCUGCAGGCGUACGAUGAGACAUCCACCUUCUUCGGGGCCCUCUCGCGCACCGUGUAUGAUGAGAUUCAACUGCACAAGAAAAACCGCGGCUUUGACGACGAGAGCAGCGGCUUGACGGAGACGCUAGCGCUCGCCCUUCUGCAGCUGAAGUCCGUCACAUACAUGGUGCUGCCGUGGAUGACGGUCGUCGCAGGGGUUGUGCUGUUCUCAUUAUUCGGCCCCUUCAUUCUUUCCGCAGUGGUGAUACCGAAUUUGGUCUGGCGGGUGUGGGUGCAGCUCUUCGUGCUGCACCACACAUACGGCCUGACGGUAGACGGCUUCCUCAUCUCCCUGCGGGAGUGGGUGGACAUGCUGCUCAGCAAAGACUGGGCAGGGCUCCAGGAGCGCUUCAUGGCAGCACUUAUUUCCUUGGCCGCGGACGGUGGUGUUGAGACAUUCUACAACGGCAUCAUCGCAAUGAGUUUAGUCGUGGCGACCGUCAUCUGUCUGUUGUACUUGAUGUACAUAUGGGUGAAGGUGCCAUUGAUGCUGCUCGUCUCGGAGUUCUCCGGGGAAGAGGACACGGUGAUCAUCAAGAUGAAAAAGGAUCGCCCUGCGGGGCGGGACAGCGGCGACGGCAAGGGCCCCAGCAAGGGUGUCAUUCGCCAGAGCACCAAGAUGACUACCCCUCCGCGCAGCAGCGGCGGUGCGGGCGGCAACAACAACAACAACGACGCCAGCGAAAGGAACCGAAAGAAAAAGGCGUAG
Trypanosoma grayi is the source of this 825-nucleotide messenger RNA. RefSeq lists its product as hypothetical. Bases 1 to 825 code for a protein of 274 amino acids. The record is from RefSeq and is a predicted model, not a curated record. NCBI's taxonomy places the organism in Eukaryota, Euglenozoa, Kinetoplastea, Trypanosomatida, Trypanosomatidae. The transcript has a single exon.